AUGAUGAGAAGAAACUUGACCUCAGUGACUGAGUUCAUUGUCCUGGGACUCACCAGCUGCUUGGAAUUGCAGAUUCUCUUCUUCGUGCUGUUUCUGGCCGUUUACGUGGUCACAGUGGCAGGGAACUUGGGCAUGAUUGUACUGAUCCGGGUCAAUGUCCGGCUUCACACGCCCAUGUACUUCUUCCUGAGUCACUUAUCCCUGGUGGAUCUGUGCUUCUCUUCCAAUGUGACGCCAAAGAUGCUGGAAAUUUUUCUUUCGGAAAAGAAAACCAUUUCCUAUCCUGCUUGUCUGGUACAAUGCUACUUUUUUAUUGCCUUGGUUCACGUUGAGAUCUAUAUCCUGGCUGUGAUGGCCUUUGAUCGGUACAUGGCCAUCUGCAACCCUCUGCUUUAUGGCAGCAAAAUGUCCAAGAAUGUGUGCCUGGCCCUAGUCCUGGUGCCUUAUGUGUACGGAGCACUCACAGGCCUGAUGGAGACCAUGUGGACCUACCAGCUGUCCUUCUGUGGCCCCAAUGAAAUCGAUCACUUCUACUGUGCUGACCCCCCACUGAUUAAGCUGGCCUGUUCAGACACCUACAACAAAGAAACAUCAAUGUGUGUUGUGGCUGGGUGCAAUCUUUCCUUUUCUCUGCUCAUCAUUAUUUUUUCCUACCUUUAUAUUUUUCCUGCUAUCCUGAGAAUUGGCUCCACAGAAGGCAAGCACAAAGCUUUCUCCACCUGUGGUUCCCAUCUGACAGCUGUCAUCAUAUUCUAUGCAACACUUUUUUUCAUGUACCUCAGACCCCCUUCCAAGGAGUCUGUGGAACAGGGAAAAAUGGUGGCUGUGUUUUACACCACGAUAAUCCCCAUGUUGAAUCCCAUGAUUUACAGCCUUAGAAAUAAAGAGGUGAAAGAAGCAUUAGCCAAAGAGAUGUCAAAGAGAAAAAACAUUUUCCUAAAGAAAAAUUCACAUUUA
Molecule: messenger RNA, 957 nt
Organism: Marmota flaviventris (yellow-bellied marmot)
Lineage: Eukaryota; Metazoa; Chordata; Mammalia; Rodentia; Sciuridae
Gene: Or5m8
Product: olfactory receptor family 5 subfamily M member 8
Biological process (GO): G protein-coupled receptor signaling pathway
Cellular component (GO): membrane
Molecular function (GO): G protein-coupled receptor activity; olfactory receptor activity
Source: RefSeq, a predicted model, not a curated record